Camelina sativa (false flax) is the source of this 1866-nucleotide messenger RNA. Its product is annotated as F-box/kelch-repeat protein At3g23880. The record is from RefSeq and is a predicted model, not a curated record. NCBI's taxonomy places the organism in Eukaryota, Viridiplantae, Streptophyta, Magnoliopsida, Brassicales, Brassicaceae. Gene Ontology annotation, molecular function: protein binding.
AGUCUCUAUUACUCAUCCUAUUAGCUACUAAUCUUUUGAUUAUUUUGUAUAAAACUCCUAUUUUGUUUAACUUAACCAUUUGUAUAUUGCCCAAGGUUGUCGGAAAAAAAAACCAUUCGUUUCUCGAUUAAAUUAUUUAAAUCGUGACUAAGUUUACCAUUUGAUCAUGAUCUCCUAUAUUUAACAUUAUGUUUCCAUCUCUAUAACGUUGUCUUGAUUCGUUGUCUUCAAUUUUGUUGUAAUAUUUGGAACUUUUCUGCCACGUUAAUGAAGCUUUGAUUGUUUCUUGCAUAAGAACCAAAAUUUUGUUACGAGAUGAAAAAAAAAAGUAGCAAAUUUUAUCGCCCUAUAACUUCUUCUGAUCCUACCCUUUAGCUGUCAACAUCUUUACCACAUCAUCAUCUCCAUAUCUAAAUAUAUAUAUCUUAUAAUAAAGUACAUAAUAUUUUGCAUUAUCCUGAUACAUGCAUCUCCUCUUUUUCCACAACCACUUGUGCAUGUACACCUAAAAAGAACUAAUCUUUUAAUAUUUUCUUAUUUAAUACCAACAACACUAUUGGUUCCUCUGCCCUGACUCAUGGAGGAAACCGUCAGAGAGAUGUUCUCACCACCCAUUCUUCCUCUUGAAAUGGUGGAAGAGAUUCUCUUAAGACUACCCGUGAAGUCAUUGACACGAUUCAAAUGCGUUUGCAGCUCAUGGAGAUCUUUGAUCUCAGAGUCUCUGUUUGCUCUGAAACACGCUUCGAUCUUGGAGGCAUCGAAGGCAACCACUUCCAAGACGAGUCCUUACGGAGUCAUCACAACGUCUAGGUACCAUCUCAAGUCGUGCUGCGUACAUUCUCUAUACAAUGAGUCAACGGUCGAUGUUUCGGAGCAUGAUGGUGAGCUUUUAGGCAGAGAUUACUAUCAAGUCGUGGGGACUUGUCAUGGAUUGGUUUGUUUCCAUGUAGAUUACGAUAAAAGCCUCUACUUGUGGAACCCGAUUACCAAGCUUCAACAAAGAUUGUCUGGUUCGGAUCUUGAAACGAGCGAGGAUGAGUUUGUUGUCACAUAUGGAUUUGGUUAUGAUGAAUCUGAGGAUGACUAUAAAGUGGUUGCAUUGUUGCAACAAAGACAACAAGUGAAGAUAGAGGCAAAGAUUUACUCAACGAGACAAAAGCUCUGGAGAAGAAGCAACAACGCUUGUCUCCCAUCUGGAGUUACUGUUGCUGACAAAUCAAGAUCCGGAAUCUACAUCAAAGGGACUCUAAACUGGGCAGCCACUCACUCGUCAUCAUGGACCAUUAUAUCAUAUGACAUGUCACGUGAUGAGUUCAAGGAGCUUCCCGGACCAGUUUCUUGCAGCAAAGGAUGUUUUACAUUGACGCUUGGAGAUUUGAGAGGAUAUCUUUCGAUGGUGUGUUAUUGCAAAGGAGCUAACGCAGAUGUUAUGGUGAUGAAGGAGUUUAGAGAAGAAGCAUCUUGGUCUAAACUCUUGAGCAUUCCUGGAUUGACUGACUUUGUUCGACCGCUAUGGAUCUCAGACGGUUUAGUGGUUUUAUUAGAGUUUAGAUCUGGUUUAGCUCUCUAUGACUGUGCUAAUGGAAGGUUUCAUUACCCAGUUGCACAUAGCUUAAGUGGUUGUCGCGACGCCAAAGUUUAUGUCAAGACAAUGGUUUCUCCAAAUGUUCUUUAACAUUCAAGAUUUGGUUCAGUUUUAUAUGCACAUCAUUAUUAUACCUCUACUUUAAAAAAAUCUUGUCUUGUUUUAAUUCUCUUUGGUUGUAAAUUACAUUGUCAUGUGGGAAACCAAAAAAAAAAAAAAAAAGAAUAUAGUUCCUAACAAGUAUUCAUUGAAAAAUACAUCGAUCCUUAUGCUUUGUAGUC